Scatophagus argus is the source of this 1181-nucleotide messenger RNA. It is a transcript of the gene setd9, whose product is annotated as SET domain containing 9. Lineage: Eukaryota; Metazoa; Chordata; Actinopteri; Scatophagidae. The coding region runs from base 53 to 913 and encodes 286 amino acids. The transcript has a single exon. The record is from RefSeq and is a predicted model, not a curated record. Gene Ontology annotation, molecular function: protein binding.
UCAUUCAAAUAAUUCAAUUCCUCCAUAUCCGACCUAUCAGACAUCGUUCUGAAUGUUUAGAACUGCUCUAAAAAGAUUUCAGAACAAAUGGAAAUCGUACCGACACAGGUUUGUGCCUUGGGUUGUGCUGAACCUGUCUAAAAAUGAGAAAACUCUGCGGCAGGUGACGGAGCGCUCGAAAGACAAACUGGUCCCAGAUGAAGAGGUUUCACAGAGGCUAGAGAAGCUCUUCAGAGUCUUGCUCAGGAGUCACUGGGCUAAUCGGCCGCAGCUCCGAGCAACUCAAACACACUUUCUCAGACGGGUAACAGGUGAAGAAUACCAGUCUGUGGGAAACUCAGUAUGUGGAGAUGAUGCCAUGUUACAGUCUUUGGGAUUUUGCAUUGACCGAAAGCCGAGCACUUUGCCCUUUGCUGGAACUGGAGUGUUUGUCACCAAAGGAUUUGUGCCCAAAGGAGCUACAGUUGCCAUGUACCCUGGUACGGUCUAUCAAGCUUAUGAGCCAAUACUCCUCCAGUCCAUCAGAAACCCUUUUGUUUUCAGGUGUAUUGAUGGUGUGUUGAUUGAUGGAAAUGACAAAGGCAUCUCUAAAAUGGUGUUCAGGUCAUGCAGUGGCAGAGACCGAAUAGGGCCUUUCAUGAUGAGUGACACCAGCUGGCUGACAGAUAAUCCACAAAACCCACUUGCUGUUGGUCAGUACGUGAACAACUGCUCCAAUGAGUGGCCUGCUAAUGUGUGCUACCAGGAGUAUGACGUGCCAGACAAAUUUCCCAUUGAACUCCGCCAGUAUCUGCCUAAUGUCCACUACAGCCAUGACACACAAAGGCCUCUACGCUGUGUUGUCCUUGUAUCUCUCAGAGACAUUGCAGCAGGGGAGGAACUCUUCUCCAACUACUAUACAAUUGUGCAUUAGAGUCAGAGUGCAGCCCACCAUUCUGCUUUGAUGUCAGAAUUUAAGAAAAUGUAUUUUUUUUCCAGAUUCAAAAUUAUAACCUUUGACUCAGAGGAAUUAUUUUUGCAUGAGUCUGUACAUUGUUUUUUGGAAAUCCUGCAUUGUAUACCUUUAAGUAAAAGUUGGAAUAAUUCCAUUUAAAAGGUGACACAAGUAAAAGUGCAAAAGUCUUAUCAGCAGAAUGUAUUUAAGUAUCCAAAAUUAAAAAUAUGCAACAUGCAGAGUGAUA